This is a messenger RNA of Oncorhynchus keta (chum salmon), 1234 nucleotides long. RefSeq names its product zinc finger protein 235-like. The annotation marks the transcript as partial. NCBI's taxonomy places the organism in Eukaryota, Metazoa, Chordata, Actinopteri, Salmoniformes, Salmonidae. The record is from RefSeq and is a predicted model, not a curated record. Gene Ontology annotation, biological process: negative regulation of transcription by RNA polymerase II; regulation of immune system process; regulation of cytokine production. The transcript has 8 exons.
UCGGGGCUUUCUAUUGUUAGAAGAGAUGCAGAGGAGGAGGGAGGUGGCGGAGAUGAGACCAACUCCGGAGGGGGCGCCAACUCUGACACAGACUGUUCAGACGGGGAGAAUGAACAGAGUUCGAACGCUCAGAGUGCAGUGGAGAAGCCACACCCUUGCUCCCAGUGUGGCAAGACCUUCAUCACCGUGGGGAGCCUGAAGAGGCACACACAGACUCACAGCGGAGAGAAACCCCAUCGGUGCUCCGUCUGCGGGAAAUGUUUCUCACGCUCAGACGACAUGAAGAGACACCUCACCAUCCACACAGGAGAGAGGGUGAGCCACGUCUGUCAUCAGUGUGGGAAGACUUUCACCAGUCUGGGAGGGCUGAAGAAACACCAGAUGACCCACACAGGUGUAGUGGCUCCUUCUUCCAGGUGUAUAGAGGAUGAUGUCAUGGGAUGUUUGUUGAUGAUGAGGGCGCGGCAGCGUAGCCUAGUGGAGAGAAGCUGUUAUAUAAUACAUGUGUUGUUCCAGUGUUCUGAGUGUGGGAAAGGUUUCACUGCGCAGGGUAACCUUAAGAUCCACCAGCGCAUCCACACAGGGGAGAAACCGUACCAGUGCUCCCAGUGUCAGAAAAGCUUCUCCCGGCUGGCCCACUAUAAAGACCACCAGCAGACUCACCGGGAGGAGAAACCGUACCACUGCAAUGACUGUGGGAAAAGCUUCUCCUACUUCAAGUCGCUCAAGUGCCACCAGAUGAUCCACAAAGGGGAGAACCUCCACCACUGCUCCGUAUGCGGUAAAGGGUUCGCCAUCCGCGGCAACCUGAAGACCCAUCUGCAGACACACACCAAGGAGAAACCACACCAAUGCUCAGAGUGCGGGAAACGGUUCUCCCGAGCCCACGACCUGAAGAAACACAAGCUGCUCCACACGGGGCAGAAGACCUACCACAUUUGCCAGUGUGGCAAGAGCUUCACGGAGCUGGGGAACCUGCGGACCCACCAGAGAACUCACACCGGAGAGAAACCAUUCUGCUGUUCCUUCUGCGGCCGAACCUUCUUGCGUGCUGGAGACCUGAAGAGCCACCAGCGGACACACACCGGAGAGAAACCAUUCAUCUGCGCCAUAUGCGGGACCAGUUUUGCCCAAUCUGGCAACCUAAAAGUGCAUCAGAUCACACACACUAAAGAGAGGCCGUACCCUUGUGCUGUCUGUGAUACGGGGUUCACACACCGGGGAGUCUGAAGCU